Menidia menidia (Atlantic silverside) is the source of this 2199-nucleotide messenger RNA. The record is from the annotation of a GenBank genome assembly. NCBI's taxonomy places the organism in Eukaryota, Metazoa, Chordata, Actinopteri, Atheriniformes, Atherinopsidae.
AUGGCAGAUAAAGAGCAAGGGAAGAAACCCAGGAAGAAAAGUGCGACUGUCUGCGGCUACCCAAUCAGCAUUUUCUUCAUUGUGGUCAAUGAGUUCUGCGAGCGUUUCUCCUACUAUGGCAUGCGAGCUGUCCUGGUGUUGUACUUCAAGUACUUCCUGAGGUGGGAUGAUGACUUUGCCACCACCAUCUACCACACAUUUGUGGCUCUGUGCUACCUGACUCCCAUCCUGGGUGCCAUUGUUGCUGACUCGUGGCUUGGAAAGUUCAAGACCAUUGUUUACCUGUCCAUCGUCUACGCUCUGGGCCAGGUCAUCAUGGCAAUAAGUGCAAUCCAUGACAUCACCGACGGCAACAAGGACGGCAUCCCUGACAACAUAGCCCUGCAUGUAGGUCUGUCCAUGAUGGGUUUGCUCCUCAUUGCCCUGGGAACGGGAGGCAUCAAGCCCUGCGUGGCUGCCUUUGGAGGCGAUCAGUUUGAGGAGCAUCAGGAGAAACAGAGAAGCACUUUCUUCUCCAUCUUCUACCUGUCCAUCAACGCAGGGAGCCUGCUGUCCACAGUCAUCACCCCCAUCCUCAGAGCCCAGCAGUGCGGCAUUCACACCAAGCAGCAGUGCUACCCACUGGCCUUUGGAGUCCCUGCUGCCCUCAUGGUGGUUUCUCUGAUUGUGUUCAUCAUUGGGAGUGGUAUGUACACCAAGACCGCCCCGCAGGGCAACAUCAUGGUGAAGUUCUGCAAAUGCAUCGGGUUUGCCAUCAAGAACCGCUUUAGGCAUCGUGCUCCUGCCUACCCAAAAAGAGAUCACUGGAUGGACUGGGCUGAGGAGAAAUACGAUAAACUCCUGAUCGCCCAGGUGAAGAUGGUGGUGAAGGUGCUGUUCCUCUACAUCCCUCUGCCCAUGUUCUGGGCUCUCUUUGACCAGCAGGGCUCAAGAUGGACCCUUCAGGCCACUACCAUGGAUGGAAACUUUGGACUGUUGAUAAUCCAGCCGGAUCAAAUGCAGACUGUCAACCCUAUCUUGAUCUUGGCUUUGGUCCCGAUCAUGGACAGUGUGGUCUACCCCUUGAUCUCCAAGUGCAAACUGAACUUCACUCCGUUGAAGAGAAUGACGGUCGGGAUGUUAUUCGCCGCCCUCGCCUUUGUGUCAGCUGCCCUGGUCCAGAUACAGAUCGACAAAACUUUGCCCAACUUCCCGUCAGAAACCGAGGGGCAAGUGAAGUUCAUCAACAUGGUCGACAGACCACUUGAAAUCACAGCGGGAACGCACAGUUUUGUACUGGAGCCUCUCAAGGCCAAUGAAGAUUAUCUCAGUUUUCAAGAACCCUUUCAGCUGACUAUUGGAAAUUUGAGUGAUCUAGUCAGUUUCCAAGAUGGCAGUCGAAAUACCAUCAGCAUUAUUCAAGACGGCGCCCAGCCCAGGACUGUUCAGUUUAAUGACAUCACAGCAAAGCCAGAGCAGGGCGCCAAUGCAAUCAGGUUUUUUAAUGGUUUCGGCUCAGCUUUGAACAUAACAGUGGGCGACAUGGAGUAUGGGAUCACCACUCCCAAUAACAUGUCUGUAUAUGUCGAUUUGCCUCGUGGGAAUUCUGCGUUCCGUCUCAUCAGUACCGCAGGAGAUGUUUGCAUCUUGGAUAAAGAACUGGGAUUCGGCAGCUCCUACACCUUGAUCAUCCCGUCAAGCUUCGCAUUCGGACCAAACUGUGCUCAGAGCAUUCAGGAAGUGAUAGACAUCAAGCCCAACUCUGUCCACAUGGCCUGGCAGAUUCCUCAGUAUUUCCUCAUGACUGCUGGGGAGGUGGUGUUCUCAGUCACCGGCCUGGAGUUCUCCUACUCCCAGGCUCCUAGCAACAUGAAGUCUGUGCUGCAGGCUGGUUGGCUGCUAACGGUUGCUGUGGGAAACAUCAUCGUGCUGAUUAUUGCAGAGGCUGCCACGCUGGAAGAUCAGUGGGCUGAGUACAUCCUCUUUGCCUCAUUGCUGGUGUUGGUGUGCAUAGUCUUUGCCAUCAUGGGUUAUUUUUACACCUACACCGACCCAGCCAAGAUAGAAGCCCAGUUUGCCCAGAAGGAGCCUGAAGACAAGGAGAGGAAGAAGAGCUUGGAAAUGACCAAGAGGGACUCGGUCGGGAGCCACGGAGAGCGCAAGAGGAAGAUCUCGGAUUCCAGCUCUGAUGAGAAAGGAGACUAUCAGACCAAGAUUUAA